GUAGCUCAAACCCGGCAGGGGAAGUUUUUCGAAACAAAUGUUUCUGUUCACGAUCAUUGAUGUGGUCAGAUAGCGAAACAAGUAUUUUUCAUUGGAAUAGACACGUAUUGUCGUAUUACACCAGAACACAUUUGAGACAAGCAAGAUUUCGCGUAAAUGUGGAACCACCUGUUGACAUUGUGGAUAUGUGUGGCAUUGAGUAUUCGGGGCAAAAGCAUGUGCUAUUUGCAACAGAGGAGGGCAGCAUAUACAGAAUACAAAUGCAAGAAAAUUUGUUAAAAAGCUCUGCAAGUAAAGGGUCUCAAAGCCUUGAGUCUUCAACUUCAAAUGGUGACAUAUUCAAGGAAUUAUUGGUAGAAGAAACAGAUGAGGACUUAGUCCUACCCUCAUCCUCGUCAGUAGUUACAGUGGCCCAAGACUGUAGAGUUCACCAAAUAGAAGGUGUGGCAUGCAUAAGGGCUGUAAAUAAUAUUGUUAUUAUUAUAACACACAGGUUUUGGAGCUACCACAUACAUUUCUUUUUGCAACAAGACCUUAUGAAACCAGAGAAGGUCUUGGUGGCAGUUACUCCAAUAUUUGUAGAGUCGUUACGUGCCAUCCCAACAGGACAGAACCAUUUGAGUGAUAAAGUGAACUGCUAUGUUAUCUAUCCAGAGUCAUCACAGUCAGUCCUAACAGAAGCUGGUGUAACAGUGUCUUCAGCAUUAUAUAGCCAGUUGUUUGGAAUGGACCUUAAUAUGUGCAAUGCCCCUGUGGUUCUUCUCUGCCUUCCAAGUGGACAUGUGUAUGCUGUACCGACAAAGGGUCAGUCAGGCCAUGAUUAUAAGAUCACAAAGCAUUGCUGGCUAUUGUAUGAUCUUGGUGAAGCAGUCACCUCAGUAUGUUUUGUGGAAAGAGACAAGGGGUCGGAAGAAGAUGGAAGAGAAUCUGCUUUGCUUUUAAUAGGUUGUUGUGGCAAAGUAGUGUCUGUCCAACCAGGAGAAAAUGGUAUGCCAACCUUCACAGAGCAUGUUAUUCCAGGACCAGUUGUAUGUUGCUGUGUUCAUAAAGGCAACCUAAUCUUUUCCACUUACAAGGACACAUUUAUGGUGUCGGUUAAAGACAUUUGUGUGAGCAGUUGUAAAAGGCUCCCUUAUUGGGGAAUAACUGGACUUGCAUGUAUAAACUCUCAAGGUGAGGAAACCUCAGUGGUCGGAGUCAGACUUAAAGGACAGCUGUUACCCAUCUCUUUGUGUACCCAGACAAGGCAUAAGAUACAACCUGAAAAUCGACAAUCUGUUAGAGAACUUCUUCCUAGGAUUGACUCCAUGUAUGAAAAAUCCAAAGAGUGGCAGGUGCUCCAGAGGGAACAAACAAGUAUAUUAUCACAGCUUAACCUAGCUGCCCAUAUUGUCACUGGACUCUCAUCAGUAUUAACUUGCGAUAUAAGAGCAAAGAAUUGUGACAGUGGCUUAUUUGUUCAGCACAAAGUAGAAUGUACAUUGAGAAAUCAAAGUAAUUUAGUUAUGCAUAGGGGCUGGAGUUUCAUUGUGAUGGUCAAGAGUGAAAAUCAACGGUCAGAUGUCCCAUUGGAUACAAAAGCAGUAUCACUGAAUGAAUUUGUAAAAUGUGGAUUUGUGACAUUGACUUUGAAAUUUUGUGAUCAAUUUCUGAAUUGGUUACCAUUAACUGUCAGUCCUUGCUUAAUCUAUGAAGUGCCAAAUGUAGAGGUAUUGUCAAAACAAGUGAAUCUCAAAAAAUCUGUCUCGAACUUAAAAGAGAAAACAAUUACAGUGCCUUUACCAGAGGUGUCACUUGAUAUAGUACAUUUCAUGCAGAAUUGCAGUUUACUGCCAAGUUUUAAGUCUCGACUGCAUGGAAGGGAUUGUGAAUGGCAUCAUAUUUUGAAAUGUAUGGCUGGAAACCGUCCAUUCUCACAUGACUGUGCUACUCAUGUGGGCAGUUAUUUUAGCCAAAACCAUUCAAACACAUUGACUGUGCCAAGAAGUGAAUUAAAUCAAUUGCUGGAUGGAAAUGAGAGUCCAAUAACAAAAGGUUCAGAAUGCAUGCAAUUACUUUGGCACCUACUAAGGGACAGCAAUAUAGAUCUGAAAACAAUUGAUCAACCUCAGGUGGGGUUUGUAACUCCCGACUGUCACACUGGAACCCUCACAGUACAGGAGACUGAAGAGUCGGGGACAGAAAGAUAUCAAGUGACCAUACAGACAACUGAUUUACCCACUCUGUGCAAGAUGAGAGCAGCUCUCCUUGUCAGAUUGCAGAACAAAGGUCCCAUCAUUGGCCAAGCAGGUGUACCAACAGCAGAGUUGAGAAAAAUUUUGUUUAAGAUCCAGGAUAUCAAAGAUAAACUGUUAUCGCUGAUGGAUGUUAUGUCAGAGGCAAAAAGGUGGGAGCAGGCAGAAGAACAGAUCAUAUCAGUUUAUAAAAGAAUACGGGAUCUCAACCUGCCCUCAUAACCAAUACUGCAGUCUUUACAAGGACUAGAGAUUCUUUUAAAACAAUAAAUUACACUGCCAAUUUUUUUUUCUUUUAAUCUUUUUAUUGUUAGAUAUUUUAAGACAAAUAUGUCUGUGAUUGUUUUGACCAAAUUUUGCAAAAGAAUGCUACAACCAUGUUACACUUGGAUGUAAAGGUUAUCACAUUAUUGACUAUACUGUCUGAUGUGAGAAGGGAGAAAAAUGCAUUUAUAAAACAUUAAUUUGCAUGAAAUAAACCAACAUUCGC
Messenger RNA from Lingula anatina, 2724 nucleotides. RefSeq names its product Fanconi anemia core complex-associated protein 100. The record is from RefSeq and is a predicted model, not a curated record. Lineage: Eukaryota; Metazoa; Brachiopoda; Lingulata; Lingulida; Lingulidae. Gene Ontology annotation, biological process: interstrand cross-link repair. Gene Ontology annotation, cellular component: nucleoplasm; Fanconi anaemia nuclear complex.